Messenger RNA from Daldinia decipiens, 1125 nucleotides. Its product is annotated as phosphoglycerate mutase-like protein. The record is from RefSeq and is a predicted model, not a curated record. Gene Ontology annotation, cellular component: cytoplasm. Gene Ontology annotation, molecular function: phosphatase activity. NCBI's taxonomy places the organism in Eukaryota, Fungi, Ascomycota, Sordariomycetes, Xylariales, Hypoxylaceae. The coding region runs from base 239 to 940 and encodes 233 amino acids. The transcript is spliced from 3 exons.
CGAUGGUCCGGCAGAGCUCCGUCGCGGUUUUAAGUCCCGCAAAAUGCGGCGUCAUUCAUCCAACUACAUCCCUCUUCUCAUCCCUUUUCCCCCCUCAUUUCCCUUAAAUCCCUGUUUUCCCUCAGACUUCAUAGGGAAAGAUAACAGAGCCGACUGCUGCGUAUAACGAUAGACUAAAGAUUAAAAUAUAUACCUUAUUCAUAUAUUUCCUAUUUAUUUAUUUACUCCCAACUACGUCAUGGCGCCUAAUUCCCGUCUCUUCCUCACCCGCCACGCUCAGGCCGAGCACAACGUCGAUCUAGACUACACCAUCCACGACGCGCCACUUACGCCUCUCGGCAAGAAACAAGCCGCGUCACUAGCCCGUCUAAUCCCAGACCUGCAAAACGAGGCCGACGUAGUCAUCUCGUCGCCCCUACAGCGCACCCUGCAAACCACCUACCUCGGCUGGCGCCCAGCCGUCGAGCGCCUAGGCGGGCUGAAAAACGUGGUGCUCCUGCCUCAGGCGCAGGAAUGCAACGGCUUCCCGUGCGACACGGGCUCGGCAAAAGAGGUCCUCGAGGCGGACCCCGAGUUCGCGGUGUUUGAUCUUACGCCGCUAACGCCGGACUGGACUAGCAAGAAGGGCUUCUGGGCCCCGAGCGAGGAGGCGUUGACGGCGCGCGCUCGUUGGGUUCGCCAGUACUUGCGUGGUCGGGCUGAGAGGAAUAUCGUGCUUGUUGCGCAUGGCGAUAUUCUUAGGCGGAUUACGGCACAUCCGCGGACGGGGCCGAGUGAUUAUCCCUGGAAAAAUGCCGAGGUCCGAAUCUUCGAGUUCGACCCGCAGUACGUCGAUACCGAAGAGUGCUUCCUAUACCAGAAGGAAAAUGUCGCAGCUGCUGGUGGCUACGGGCCGACAAGCACGGAGCUAGAAAUUGAGCAAGCUGAAGGUAGACUAUAGAGGCUUCAACGAUCAGACAGCUACGAAGAAUUGAGAUGGUUAGCUGUACUACUUUGACUUAGACUCACUUGUUAUUCAUAUUAGAUGAUAGAAUAUAGAUGACUUUGCUGAUUUCAAUAAGGAGCUACACCACAUGAGUCACUAGUUUUGAAUUCAGAUUGUGGUAAACAAGCCCUCCUUUCCCC